Molecule: messenger RNA, 1212 nt
Organism: Dermatophagoides farinae (American house dust mite)
Lineage: Eukaryota; Metazoa; Arthropoda; Arachnida; Sarcoptiformes; Pyroglyphidae
Product: pseudouridine-5'-phosphatase
Molecular function (GO): phosphatase activity
Source: RefSeq, a predicted model, not a curated record
UGCCUUCAUGAAAAAAACUUUUGAUUUUUUCCCUAAUUUUUCAACUUUGAAAGCAGGAUCAAUCAAAAGAUUUUCAGCCAUGUUAUUUGCGGUUCACGCUGCGAGCAUUUCAGCCUCAUUCAACAGCUGAAGCAAUAUAAUAAACGGCAUUGUUCUCAAUCGAUAGCUAUUUCGAUAUAUCGUUUAGCCGCUCUAUCAAAAUCAAGAUUUCAAUUUUGGAAAGUGUUCUUCGACAUGUAUUUUCUGUUAUAUUUAUUCACAUUCAUAAAAGUUUGAUUUAGUUUUUGAAAAAUAAAUCAACAAGUUGGAAACUUCUUUUUAAAUUUCAAAUUUUUUUGCUUCUUCAUUCAUAUCAUUUGUGUUGAAUAUAUUUGUUUGUGAAAAAAUGGACCAACAAAAAUCACAUGGAAUAACCCAUGUAAUUUUCGAUAUGGAUGGACUUAUAUUUGAUACGGAAACUUUGUAUGAAAAAGCUUAUAAAAAUGUACUUGGCCGUUAUGGAAGUGAAUAUACAUUAGAUUUAAAAAUUAAAAUUAUGGGUCGUCCUGGUUUAGAUGGUGCCCGAAUUCUGAUUGAUGAAUGUAAAUUACCAUUGACCAUUGAUGAAUAUCUAGCCGAAAUGACUAUUGAACAUGAUAAAGUUUUUAGUGGUCAUGUACCAUUGAUGCCCGGUGCUGAACGUUUAAUUCGACAUCUUUAUGAUCAUCAAAUUCCAAUUGCCGUUGCAACCAGUAGUAAACGUUAUACAUUCAAAUUGAAAACCAAAGAACACGGUGAAUUAUUUAAAUUAUUUGAUCAUAUUGUUAUUGCAAGUGAAGAUCCUGAAAUAACGGCUGGUAAACCGGAUCCACAAACAUUUUUAGUUUGUGCUAGACGUUUUCGGCAACCACCAUCAACAAUGACUUCGGUGCUCGUAUUAGAAGAUUCAACAAACGGUGUACGAGCAGCAAAUAAAGCCGGAAUGAUAUCGGUUUGGGUACCCGAUCCACAGAUUCGAUCACGACAACAGAUUGAUGCCCAUUAUACAUUGGAUUCCUUGCUUGAUUUUAAGCCUGAACAAUUUGGCCUGCCACCAUUUUCAAUUAACCAUUAAAAAAAAUUUAAAAAAAAUAUAGACCUAUUAUUACUUAUUGAACUAUAGAAAUAAUAAAUUGUUUUUUUUUCUUAUCUUUAUAAUAAUUUACAUUUAUAUUGAAUAAAAUAUUGAUUUGA